This is a messenger RNA of Ruditapes philippinarum (Manila clam), 5198 nucleotides long. RefSeq lists its product as uncharacterized. The transcript is spliced from 5 exons. NCBI's taxonomy places the organism in Eukaryota, Metazoa, Mollusca, Bivalvia, Venerida, Veneridae. The record is from RefSeq and is a predicted model, not a curated record. Bases 312 to 4013 code for a protein of 1233 amino acids.
CCGUAUAAUAUUUGUUUACUUGACAAAUAUAGCGAUUCUUCCUGUUCUAGUCACAUCUGAUGAACAGACAAGUUAGAAUAGAAAGAGAUAUUUCCUCUAUAGUGUAAAAUUGAUUCUCUUCUUCAUUUUUUUAUAUUUUAAACACAGCGGAUGUAGUAUUUUUAAAAGAAAUCAUGCCUACAAAAGUCUACAGAUGAAUCUAAAUGUGCAGGGAUAAAUAAACCAAACUAUUCCAUUUUCAGAGAAAUGUUCCAAAAAUGACAAUGUUAUGGUAGAUAUAAGACACAAGUGUCUGUAUUUAUAUCGCUGCAAUGAGUCUUCAACACGAUAUAGAGAAAACAGGGUACCGAAACUGGGUCAAAGGUGGAUUGGCGUAUAAAUAUCUCAGACAGGGUAUAGCAGAUUUCACCGAUUAUGCGGUUAAGAAGGAACAUGAAAGAAUUCUUUCAACAAUAAAACACAUACCUGGGACCUUGUGUAACUCUUGUUUUCUUAGAAGUCUGAGACCUUUACAUGUGUGCAAGGUAAAUCAUAAUGGCAAAAAUAAAUGUCCUUUUGACAUAAAAGGAUGUGGCUGUUUUUGUCCAAAGAAUACAUUCCCCUGUCCUGCUAACAUCUGUGAUGCUAUUCAUAAAGAAAUAAUAAAUUGCCAUGGCUCCAUGCCCCCUGAUCCUAACUGGAAAAAUACAGCCCUACAUAAAUGGUGUACCAGUCCAUGGGAGAUUGGAAAAUGUUAUAUCAAAGCUCCGGGAUAUACAAAGAUGAAAAAGGCAGUAGAUAUAGACAUAGCAGGAUUGCUUCAUGUAUUAAUAAACAACAUUAGUCUCAAAUCUCAUCUGUCAGAUACAUUGAACAGCAGCGGGAUGCUUGAAAAGACACUGCACGGAAGAAAUAAUCUAUGCCAUUCUGCAAACAUGGAGCUUGAUGAAUCUGAACUGAAUGAUAUUAUAGAUGAUAUGAUAAGAAUACUUGAGGACAGUGAGGAACUGGGAGCAAGGUGUGAUGCAAAAGAAGCGAUCGCUAAUUUAAAUCAGUUAAAGGAAAAGACGUUUAUUAUUACUACUAAUGAUGAGGCAGAAGUGUUCAAACAAUCUUUUAACCUUCUUUCUGAAAAAUGCGAGGAAUUAACCCGUACCAUUCAAGAGGCAAAGGACGAUAUUGGUGCGAGUGGUGCAAAACAUAUUGAAACAAUUAAAGAUACGACGAGAACAGUUGUUCAAGACUUUUUGAAAGAAGAACGUGAAAAAACGGAUAAGAUCCUCUACGAUCGAGUCGAACGCCUUGAAUCACGACUGGCAUCAUUAGAAACUGAAUUUCACAAAUUUGAAAGCUUGCGUGUUAAACAUCUAAAUCAAUUAGACUUCGUACAGGCAAAACUUGCACUUCAGAAAAGAUUAGUACACCUUUACCAAACUCAUUACAUAAAAACAUCGAUUUCACCUUUGAAAUCACAAGAAAACGACUUGAAUAUUGAAGACAUGUACAUAUUUCCAAACAUGACCGUGGAAGACAAGAAGAAAGGGGACAAGACACAUAACUUACAUCGGACAAGAGAUUCACAAUACAUUUCAAGGCCCGUAAGUCAUUAUCGAGAUAUACUACAAACAAAUGAUAAACAACAUAGAAGUAUAUAUAUUGUAGGCAACGUAGGUACUGGAAAAAGUGCCUUUUGCAAAAUGAUGAUUCAUAACUGGUGUUUAGGCAUAUGUGAGAGUGAACGGCAAAGGUCUGGUAACAGUCCUGACAUCCAUCAACAGGCUAAAGAAGAUGUUAGUGUUGAUGAUGAAAUUAUGCAUGAAAAUGGUUCCUUAAAGAUAUUAGAUAAAAAUAAGUCUAUGCCAUCUGAUGAAUAUGAUAGCAGUGAAGAUGGUGAAACAAUACCUUCAACCGGAAUGCACGUCAAAGGGGAUUAUAAUGAAGUUUUUUCAAAAACAAACAUUGAAAAUAUGAAAGAAAUCAAACAGUUUGAGUUUCUCUUCUUCGUACCAUUAGAACGAAUGUCUGGUUAUGGGAGUUUCAUCGACAUGAUAAAAUCAUUUGCCACAUCUACCGAUCUUUCAACAUCAGAAAUCAUAGAUAGAAUAUUUGCCACAGAAUCUGAACGCUGCCUUGUCAUUGCUGACAGUUUGGAUGAAUGGAUUCCUCCAGAACCUAAAGGUUUAUUACCACAUGAAAGUUACGGGUUACCCAGUAGAAACCAACUACAGGAUGCAAGGAUCAUAACAUUGUCUCGGCCUUCAGCAAAGGGUAUUAUCAACAUGAAAUCUUCUGAAUGUGACCAAAGAAUCGACUUGUUAGGAAUAAAUGUAAAACAUAUGAAAAUGUUCGUAAGAAAAUACCUUGCACAAAAUGACCAAACUGAUCAAUCAUGUAAAUCAUUUUUAGACAAAAUUAGAUUGAGCAAAAUUGAAAAAUUAGAAAAUAAUCCUCUGCUUUUACAACAGCUUGUAUGGUUUUUCUGUAUGGAGAAUGAUAUUGGACGAUCUGCAACUGAUAUAUACAGUCAUUUAUUGAAUAUCAUGAUUGCUUGGUCAGAGGAUAAAACAGGGGAUGUAUGUUUGCAAGAUAUGUUCCUCACCGAUACUAUAGUACUGCCCGAUCUUUUACGCAGAUUUCCAAGAUGUGAGGAAAACAAACAAUUUCUGUUUCAAAUUGGAAGUGUUGCGUUCAAAUUAUUGGUGGAGACAAGAACAAGUACUUUCAGUCGGGUAUUUCUAAAGGAGAAUGGUUUAUCAACACAAUCAAUACAGAAAGUAAUCGAUCUAGGUAUUGUUGUUGAAGAGAAAUGCUUUAAUCCUACAAGAGAGAGAACUGCGUUGAUAUUCAUCCAUAAAUCUUACCUGGAGUUCUUUGCAGCUCUUUAUUUAGUCAGCCAAUGCCACGGAGUGCAUAAUACUGCAUCAGGGAUGAAUCAAAGCAAAACUACAGCGAAUGUAUUCCAUGACUUGCUUAAAGAUUUCGAGUCAGUUGCAGCUAUAUUGCAGUUAUCAAACGUGUUGAAAAUGGUAUGUGGAAUGUCACCCGGUUCUAUUAAAGAUAUUACAGAGGUCAUUUGCUAUAUCGCAAGCAUUGAUGAUGAUAUGAGAAGGGACAGGGACUCGUACUUCUUUUACGAGGAUAGUUUUCUGAUAGACCAAAUAACGCGUCUUAUAUCUGAUUGCUUUCAAGAAGGAGACUUAAAUGAGCAGGUGAUGAUACAUAUGUGUGAUGUUCUUGUUUAUUGUGGUACUAACGUUAAUACAUUGCACCAAAUUGUCAAAGACAGCGUGAUUAGUUUUUGGAAUUAUCAAUAUUUUGAUUCGGAGUCAUUUAGAUGGGUAAUAGGCCUUACUCGUCUUCAGUAUAUGGAUGUUGCCAUUUACGAGUUACCUCAUGAUUGUAUGGAACAAUUGUCAUCAUUCAUACAGAAGUCACCUCUAAAGGUUAUAUCGUUGUACAGUUUAACUUGUACGACGGAAAAGUGCGAAGGUCAUUUGCUUGACCUUGGUAUGCAACAGAAUAUCCAGAAACUUGACAUUAUUUGUAAGAAUGUAAUCAUUUCUGAUAUCAAAACUCAAAAUCUAAAAUAUCUGCGUGUUAAUCCUCAUAGCAUCUUGCAUUUUCGUAAUUUGUCAAACGCUGGAUGCCUUACAGAACUGCAAUUGGUAAAUGAUCUUGAUAAAAGAUUUUUAUUUACUGAAGACAUAAAUUAUGUUUUGCACACGCUUCACCAGCUAGAAACGUUUACGCUAUUUUUUGUUGAUAUUGCCAGUAGGUCUUUAACUGUCGAUUCAAAUAUGACGAAUCUCAAAGAAAUUUGCUUUUACGGGAUCACAAUGGAUAUGGAAACAGCGCAAAUGUUUGUUGACAGUCUCUUUGAACUUCCAAAUAUUGUUAACGUACACAACCUCGGAGUGGAUAUAGAUGCAUAUUUGAAUGUUGUUAAACGUACAAAUAUGCUGGAAGUGACGCGUAUGCCUUUGCCUUGUGAAAAUGAUGGAUUGCAAAAUUGUAAAUUCAACACUGUAAAAUGACUUUUCUCAUCACAAACAUCUUUAAACAUGUGAAUUCCAAGCCAUCUGGCAAAUUGUUCGAGUAUUUAAAGUUUCGGGAAAAAAGUAUGUUUGGUUCUACUACCAUUUACCUGUAGCCAUCAAUAACACUUUACUGCAGUGAUAUUCAAUUUGAUUCAAUUACUACAUACAUAUAGCAUGAUCAAAGUGUUUUUAUACCCCCACAAAACAUAGUUUGUUUGUUGUUGUUUUUUAUUUCCGGGGAUGGGGCGGGAGGGGGGCUAUAUAGGAACACUUUGUCCAACUAUCUCAAGAACUACUUAAGAAUAAACUCGACUCACAACUCUGAUAGUUAGUUGGAAAAUAGCCAGAAAUGUACCAAAGUAGCUAUAGCUUUGUUUUUAAUAACGAAUUGGCUUCAUACUUGGACACAACAAUCAUUCACGGCGACACAAACUUAAGUGACGACAUCAACAUCAGUAUAUUUCAGGCAGUCCAAAUAUAUAUCCGAAAUAGCAAACGAUUUCCAUAGUCUAUGCUACAUCUACUGCUCCUCCAGUAUACUUACCGAAUAGAUUUUCCUCUUUCUCUUUUCUAUUUUUUAUUACGUUAUGUUUCUUUUCUAUCUCAAGUUAUGAAAGUCUAAAACUGAAUACACUUAUUAACAAGACAAGUAUUGCAUUAUAUCUAUUAAGUCCCUGUUUCUACUCCUUUCAGGUAUAAACACCUACUAUAUGUUUUUGUUUCGUAGGUCGUUAUGCUAUCUUUUUUCAUGUUUCUUUAAUCUACUAGUAAUAAUAAUUAUUUUCUCUUCUUAUUAAAUAUUUCAAACGUUUUCAAACCCGUCUUAUUUAUAGUAAUUAAAUUUAUGUUAGGAAAAGGCCUUUAUAAGCAUUUUAUGUUUUAGGAUCUGAUCUUUUUUCAGCAUUGUAUUAUGUUAUACAAUAUUUAUGAUAAUUUUGUCUGUACAAAAUGUUCGAAAUAAAAAUAUGUUUAAACCGAUCAUCUGUAAUGCUCCUGUAAGUUGAUUAGAUUGACCUUGACCACGAGUCCAUAAAUGACCUUGACCUUAAAGAUUAAAAAGUUGAACUUUUCUGAUUUUUUGGUUGUUUUUUUUUUUUUUUUUUUUGCUGUAACUCUGUAACUUUAUUAUUUAUGAAUAGAUUGUCUACUAGUAUAUAUAAGGCACCCCAUCUUUAAAGACAA